AUGGGAACGCUACGGGACCUCCAGUUUGCUCUGCAGACUAAGAUUGAGGAGCUCCGACAACGUGAUGCCCUCAUAGAUGAACUGGAACUGGAGCUGGACACUAAAGAUGACCUCAUUAGACAGCUACAGGGAGAGCUGGACCGUCAGCGAGCUGGCCUGAUUCCUUCAGUCUCGUCAGGCUCAGGCAAUGCCACAGGACUGUCCACUGUUCCAUCAGAGGAGCCACAGCGAACCAAGAGACAAGCCAUCUCAGCAGAGCCUACUGCUCUGGACCCCAGUCAGCUCACCCACGUCACACUGACCAACUACAGCAAGAGUGAGAAGUCUCGUGAGCUGAUCCAAAGGGCUCUGCUGGAGAAUGACUUCAUGAAGCAUCUGGAGGCCAGUCAGAUCCUGACCAUUACCGACUGCAUGCACCCCACCACUGUGACCAAAGGCUGCUGUGUUAUCCAGGAGGGAGACGAUGGCUCCCUGGUCUACGUGCUCGAGGAGGGGAAGGUGGAGGUGACUAAAGGUGGACAGAAACUGUGCACCAUCGAGCCGGGAAAAGUGUUUGGAGAGCUGGCCAUCCUCUACAACUGCACACGGACUGCCACUGUCACAGCGCUGACAGAUAUCAAACUAUGGGCUAUCGACCGACAGGGCUUCCAGACCAUAAUGAUGAGAACAGGCCUGAUCAGACACUCACAGUACAUGGAGCUUCUCCGCAGUGUACCCUCCUUUAAGGCUCUGACUGAGGAUGUUCUCAGUAAAGUGGCUGAUGUUUUGGAGGAGACUCACUACAGCGAUGGAGACUAUCUUAUCCGACAGGGGGCCACGGGAGACACAUUCUUCAUCAUCAGUGAGGGACAGGUAAAGGUCACUCAGCAGAAAUUAGCCAAUGAGGAACCAGUAUAUCUGUCCACUCUCUCCAGAGGGGAUUGGUUUGGAGAACAGGCAUUAAAAGGCGAAGACGUGCGGACAGCAAGCGUAACAGCGGUCGGAGACGUCACCUGUCUUGUGGUGGACAGAGAGUCGUUCAGGCAGCUGAUUGGUGGACUGGAUGACGUCAGUAACCGAACUUACGAGAGUGAUGAGCUGAAGGCCAAGUUGGAGGCAGAGGCAGAGUUUUUCUCCAGUUUGUCCCUCAGUGAUUUUCGGGUGAUCUGUACUCUGGGUGUGGGAGGUUUCAGCCGCGUGGAGCUGGUGCAGCUGAAGAACGAUCCCGCACGAUCCUUUGCCAUGAAGGUUCUGAAGAAGCGUCACAUUCGGGACAUGAGUCAGCAGGAACACAUCCUGUCCGAGAGACGCAUUAUGAUGGAAGCACACAGUCCUUUCACUGUCAGGCUGUACCGGACCUUCCGAGAUCCCAAGUACCUGUACAUGUUACUGGAGGCGUGUCUGGGCGGGGAACUGUGGACUCUCCUGAGAGACAGGGGCUCUUUCGAUGACGGCACCACGCGGUUCUACACGGGCUGUGUCGUGGAAGCGUUGGCUUUCCUCCACUGCCGCGGCAUCAUCUACAGAGACCUCAAGCCUGAGAACAUCAUUCUGGACCAUCGCGGAUACGCGAAGCUGGUGGAUUUUGGCUUUGCUAAAAAAGUGGGUUUGGGGAAGAAAACGUGGACAUUCUGUGGUACGCCUGAGUACGUGGCUCCGGAGAUCAUCCUGAACAAAGGUCACGAUGUGUCUGCAGACUGCUGGUCUCUGGGCAUUCUCGUCUUCGAGCUCCUGACAGGAAGUCCACCUUUCUCAGGGUCGGAUCCCAUGAUGACCUACAACUUCAUUCUCAGAGGAAUUGAUAUGGUGGAAUUUCCAAAGAAAAUCACUAAGAGUGCAGCUAACCUGAUCAAGAGACUCUGCAGGGACAACCCCUCAGAGAGACUCGGGAACCAGAAGAACGGGGUUAAGGACAUCCAGAAACACAAGUGGUUUGAAGGGUUUAAUUGGGAGGGCAUUCGGGAAGGCACUCUAGCACCCCCCUUCACACCCACGGUCGACGGGCCUCUGGACACCAGCAAUUUUGACUGUUUCCCUGACGACCCCGAGGACCCCCCACCCGAUGAGGAGUCUGGCUGGGACAUGGAGUUCUGA
Chanos chanos (milkfish) is the source of this 2073-nucleotide messenger RNA. Its product is annotated as cGMP-dependent protein kinase 1-like. The transcript is spliced from 19 exons. The record is from RefSeq and is a predicted model, not a curated record. Gene Ontology annotation, biological process: protein phosphorylation. NCBI's taxonomy places the organism in Eukaryota, Metazoa, Chordata, Actinopteri, Gonorynchiformes, Chanidae. The coding region runs from base 1 to 2073 and encodes 690 amino acids. Gene Ontology annotation, molecular function: cGMP-dependent protein kinase activity; ATP binding.